This is a messenger RNA of Triticum dicoccoides, 1377 nucleotides long. RefSeq lists its product as uncharacterized. The record is from RefSeq and is a predicted model, not a curated record. The transcript has 3 exons. NCBI's taxonomy places the organism in Eukaryota, Viridiplantae, Streptophyta, Magnoliopsida, Poales, Poaceae. Bases 1 to 1377 code for a protein of 458 amino acids.
AUGCAUUCCGGUACCGGCGAAGCAGCGUGGCGCUCGCGCGCGGUGUGCGGCACGGAGUACACCUGUUGCCGCGCCGUGCCGGGCGGAACCGGCACCACUCUCAUCGCGCUCCGCCUCUCGCGCGGCGGCGCGGCGGCUGAAGCGGCAGUCCGCGCUCUCCAGAGCGCUCACCCCGUCCUCCGAGCCCACCUCCGCGGCCCCGCCUCCAGCCCCACCCUCGCCUUCCCCUCCGCCGCGCCGCAGCUACGCCUCGCGCCCCAGCCAUGCGCGCUCGACUUCCACUCCCUCCUCGAGCGCGAGAUCAACCGCAACCCGUGGGCGGCCGCCGCGCCCGGGCCCGACGGCGCCCCGGUGCUCUUCGCCGCGCUCUACGAGCUCCCGCCGCCCGCGGGCGGGGCGGCGCUGUUCGUCCUGAUCCACGCGGCCGUGUGCGACCGCGCGGCGUCCGAGGCGCUGCUGAGGGAGCUCCUCGCGCUGCUGGGCGGCGCGGGCGUUGGCGGCCCGGAGGUGGAGGAGGAGGCGGCGGCGGUGGAGGCGGGGUUGGAGAAGAGGAUACGGAAGAAGGACGCGCGGAAGCCGUUGUGGGCGCGUGGCGUGGACAUGGUGGGCUACUCCCUCGACGGGCUCCGCGCCUCCACGCUGCCGUUCGAGGAGACCGGCACGGCCAGGUCGACGCACAUGGUGCGCCUCCGGUUCGGCCGCGAGGACACGACGCGGCUGCUCCAUGCAUGCAAGGAGAACGGAGUGAGGCUUUGCUCAGCCAUGGCUGCGGCGACGAUGCUAGCUGCACGGCAAUCGAGGAAGCAUUCCAGCAGCGGCCAGCAAGAGACGUACUCCGUUGCAACCCUCAUCAACUGCCGCGAGUUUCUUGAGCCAGCUUUGAACGAUCACAACGUUGGGUUCUUCUACUCUGGUGUCACCAACACCCACAAGGUAAACAGAGAGGGAAGGCUGUGGGCGCUGGCCAGGAGGUGCCAUGAUGCCCACAGCAACGCCAGGAACAACAAGAAGCACCUCACCGACAUCGGCGACCUCAACUUCCUCAUGUGCCGGGCCAUCGAGAACCCGCAGCUGACCACGGCCUCCGCGCUCCGGACAGCGCUCGUCUCCGUGUUCGACGAGCCGGCGACCUUCGACGUGCCUGAUCUGCAGAGCAAGGCCGGCGUGGAGGACUAUGUCUUCUGCGCCACCGUGCACGGCAUCGGCCCGUCGAUCGGCGUGUUCGACUCUAUCAGGGAUGGCGAGCUGGAUUGCGCGUGCAUGUACCCUUCUCCUCUGCAUUCCAGGAAGCAGAUACAGGAGGUGCUUGACAGGGUGAAGAUGAUUUUACACGAAGGGAGCAACCCAAGUGAUGACAAGAAUGAAAGCUGCACGUAG